AGAGAGCAAUAGAGAUGUGUAUGUUAUGUGUAUGUAUGUGUGUGUAUGUGUGUGUUGAGCUCCGGGAGAGGAGCAGAGAGAGUAAAUGAGUGAGCGUUCAUCCAAUCCUGCAAUGAGUGUAUAGUAAAACUGUAUAUACAGUGUGUGACUGUGUAUUGACUGUGAGUUGCAUUAAGCAGUCAUUCAAGUUUGAGUGACGUCUCUGUGCUGUGCAAUGCAUUGAAAACAUUGUUCAAUCAUAUAGUAAGCGGAAAAAUGUGAGUUUACUUCACUUCAUCAACACAUCAAAUGUUAUAACAAACUUAGUCCUCAAUUCAUCACUAACUGAGUCCCACUCCAACUCCAAUACAUAUACCUAUUAUUUGAUGAUACCAUCACAUCGACCAGUGCUUCAAAUAUGGCUAAAAGGAAACAUAGGAUCACUAGAAGUAUGGCUAAGAAUACCAUCAAAGGUUCAAUGAGCGACACUAAAGACAAUCAUACAAAUCAUACAAACUAUACAAACAUUGAGUCGAUUACUAAUAGGAAAAUCAUUAAAACUACAAACAAAUGUAAAACACAUUUACUGGACAACAAUCAACUGACACAAGACAUGCAACGAAUCGACUGUGAUAUACAACGGGACCAACAAAUGUGUGCGACUAAUGAUAACAACAUAUCCAACACUUGUACCACUUCUGUUAACACAGACAAUCACUCUAAUAGUUCCAAUGCCUUAAACAUGUUGACCAAUGAGGACAACAUAAAUAUCAAGAAUAAUAAUAGCAAACUAAAUGUGGAUUCAAAUAAAACUGAUGACAAAAAUACUAUUAAUAAUGAGAUGUCUUCAAAAUGCAAGAAUAAUACUGUUUUAAACGAUUCAAAUAACGAAUGCAAAGCUUAUGCUCUCAAUAAUGAUAACCCAAACAAAGCAAACAAUGAAUUAAAAGUUGAGGACGGUAAUGAUGGACCAAAUGAGCUGUACAAGUGUCCGGUAUGUGAUCUCAAGUUGGACUCUCAGCACACGUUUACUAUACAUAUCCGUCAGCACAACCCUUCAGAUCAUUCGCAUACGUGUAGACUCUGUGGUAAAACAUUAAGUUCUGCCAGUUCUCUAGACAGACAUAUGCUCAUCCAUUCAGGUGAACGGCCUUUCAAAUGUCGUAUCUGUAAUAUGGCAUUCACUACCAAUGGUAAUAUGCACAGACAUAUGAGAACUCAUAGCGCAGAUAACCAUAAUAAUGAGUCUCGUGGCACAGACACCAAUAAGUUGGUUAAAUCUAAGAAACGCAAAGUGAGUGAUGAAGAAAAUAGAGAAGACAUAACUAAGUUAUCACCUAAAAAGCGUAACUCUGAUGUUGGAACAGAUCUAACUGUUCCAAAAGCAAACAGCAAUAUAAUCAAAAAUACAGAGAUAUAUUGUCCAAUAUGCCAGAAGUCAAUGCCAUCAGUGGCUGCAUUGCACACUCAUAUGGAGGAUCAUCCUAACGAUGCAAUAUGUUGUCGUGACUGUGGUAUGAUUGUCAACAAUUAUGCUACUUAUACACAACAUCGAUGCACUGUCACUACCGAUAGUCCCACUAAUUUGUCAGCAAAUCGUAUGAACUUUACGAGUGCGCCUUCAAUCGGUUUCUAUGAUCUCAGUUUUACUGACUUUACAUCCAAGAAGUUUUCAAUGAUAGCCAAAUCAUUUUGCGAACAUAAUCUUCGUAAAGCCAGCAGUCCUUACCACGACUUCGAGUGUGACAAAUGCAAGAGAGCUUUUCCAUCUGCCAGUGCUCUCACUCUUCAUGAAUCUACACAUAGCAGUCAAACUUAUUGUCACUUAUGUCAACGCGACUUAAUAACACCCGAUCAUUAUUUGUCGCAUCAAAUUAAACAUCGAUACGAUUAUCCAAUAUCUUUAUCGGUAACGACUUCUAUACCACAACCUCUUGGAUUGAAAUCAGGAGACGUUCCACAUUCAGACAAAGAAGACUUUUUGGCAUUACUUGAUCUUCAAAAUAAAGGAACGCAAUUAAAUUCAAUUGGAACUAAUUAUAAGUUUAACAGAAAUGAAGAUACAUUUGAUAACAACUCUUAUUACAUUCAUGCGAAGCCAUUCCCACAAACAGUUAAUCAAUUUCUACCAAAAGUUAUUAAUGGCAAUGAAAGUGAAUCAAAUAAACACGAUUUGGCUGAUAUUCAAUCAAUUAUAUCAGUAACCAGUUCUGCUGCUCCAUUAAUGUCAACCAUCCGAUCCUCACCUCCAGCGGCUUCUCCCGCAUCACCCGUUCAUUUGGGUAUAAGUGGUACACAACCCGAUUCACCAGUAGCGGCCGACUCGGCUAAUGCAAGUCCUAAUACUCCAUCCAAUAAUUGCAAUAAAAUAGAAACCGAUGAGAAGUCAUCAGAAAUGCUUGAAUCCAAUGAUAAGACAUCACCAAUAAUAUCUGAAAAGGAAGAAUCAAUAUUUAAGUGUAACAAAUGUUCGCUUAUGUUUAAGACAUCAAAUGCAUUGAAGCGCCACAAUCGGGGGCACACACAGGGCGGCCACUCAUAUGCCUGUCAUCUCUGUCCGUAUACCAGUCUUGAUAAAAGCACUUUAGUCCGACACUUACGGACGCACAACGGCGAGAGGCCCUUCCAGUGCGCUAUUUGUAAGUAUGCCUUCACUACUAAAGCCAAUUGCGAGCGUCACGUCAGAAAACGCCACAAAAAAAUACAGAAGCAUGAGAUCCGCAAUUCAAUGCAAUACAAUUCAAAUAUGUCGACCACUACAACAUUGUCUUAUCAGAAUCUGACCAAAACAGAGUCUAAUCCGUCCCUAUCACCGACAAGUGAUUCAUUUCCCGGUGGUUUUGAUACAGUUUGCAAAUAUUGUAACGUAGACUUCAAAUUCAAUCGAGUUCUUAGACAUCAUUUGAGAUCUCUUCACAAUAGCUGUAGUCGAAAGCCUUAUUGUUGUACUAUUUGUAAAUUGGGAUUCAGUACCAAAAAUAAUUGUAUCCGACAUGUAGUCAAACAACACCCAGAAUUAAGAGAAAAACUUUCCUCAAUUGUUUUCGCCAACUCUUCAGCAAUAGGUUUGAAUAGUGAUAAUUCUGAGUCUGAAUCAGUAUAUCGAGAUUCACCAGAUAUGUCAUCAAAUCUGAUGAAAGAUUCAACAAAUUCAUCAAAUGAUAAUUCAAUGAGUGGUAGUUUUAGAGAUACAUCAACAAUGUCUGACUUAACCGCAUCACAACAUCAUUCAAGUUUAGCCGCUUUGUGUCAAAUUGCAAAAAAUGUUUCUGUAGAUAAUGACAAACCAAUUAAUUUGGCACUGAAUUCAAACAAUAAUUUAGAAGAUGAAGACCCUGAUGGCAGUGGAUAUGAAGACGAACCGUUAAAUUUGGCUAAUCAUUCAAACGAAGAACAACCACUAGACUUAGCUGUUCACGCACUUGACUUGAGUUGUAAAUCUAAUUAUUCCAAUAAGACAUCAGACAAAAGCAAUGAUGAUAUCAAACAAGUUAAUGAUGCCGUCCGGACAGCGGCUUCAAGUUUACUGGCUUUGCGCUCAAUGACUACAUCUACUGUUUUCCCUUCAAGUUUGGCUAAUUUUGUUCCCACCUCUGGUAUUCAGACAUCAUUUUUUCAUUCAUCAGGUUUAUCAAUAGCCGCACCACUACCAGCUCACUCAUCACCUCCGAUACCAAUUUUAUCUCCUAAUUCUUGCACAUCAAUUGACGACGUUUACAAAAUGACUACUUUUCGCAUUUCAAAGAAUCGUCUUCUGCCAAGAAAUGAAAGAAGUUUUACUUGUGUUUAUUGUUCGGCCGGUUUUACGCUUAAGUCAAAUAUGGAAAGACAUAUAAAACGAAAGCAUCCAGAGUUUGCAAGACCACCAAGAAGUCGAGGACAGUCCACUAUUUCACAUCAACAAUCAAAUACUUCAACUAACAACACACAGAUUCAAUCAAAUCACUCACUUUUGUCUAAAUCAAAUAAUACAACCCUUUCUAGUAAGACAAGGGUUGCUUUAAGAGCUGUUCUUAGCAAUAAAGUGAUGGGUUCUUCAGUAGCUAAUUGUGAUUUAUUCAAUCAUAAAAACAAUGAAGAAAAUAGCGAUAAUACGGGUGAUUUAGCCAGUGUUUCGUCACUCAUUGAUCAUUCAGCUAACUCUUCAAAUGCUUUAAAACAAUAUUUCAAUAAACCUAACGAAGAUAUAGAAACAAAUGGAGAAAUGACUGCAAACUUGAGUAUAACUGAUCCUAAAACUAAAACAAUCCGUCCAAAUGACAUAAAUGAGAAGAUAUUUCUUAAGAAUGACAAAGAAAUAAAUAAUAAUAAUAAUGAAUUGGAAGAAACUAAUAGUAAUACUAAUGCCGUAACUAAGAAACGAAGUGCCUAUACUGACUCACCCAACAGUGUUUCGUGUCCAUACUGUUCCCGCAAGUUUCCGUGGACCAGUAGCUUAAGACGGCAUAUACUCACUCAUACAGGACUUAAGCCAUACAAGUGUCCCAAAUGUCCCAUUCUUUUCACUACAAAAUCCAAUUGUGAGCGACAUUUGGUCCGAAAACAUAACGGCAAAGAAAAACGAACUUUUGUAGAACAUUCAUCCGUUCCUCACGAGACCAAGUCUUACAAAUGUAAUGUCUGUCCCAACAGCGUAUUCUCAACACAUGGAAACCUAAGAAAACAUCAAUAUUUAAGACAUUGGACUAAAAAUAACAAACAAAGCAAUAAUUUAUUUAAAAAUAUUAAAGAAGAUAAAAAUGAUGAUAAUAUUGAUGAAGAAACAAAUGAAGUAAUUGAUGGAAAUUUAAAUGAAAUGUCUCUAACAGAAGAUAAUGGAAACCAUUUCAACUUUAAAUGCUAUUUAUGCGAUACAUCUUUCAAUAGUCGAUUAAAGUGCCUCAAACACAUCCAAUCCUGCCAUUCAAUUGAUUAUGAAAUCCUCAAAUCCAAAGGUGCUGUCGAUAAGGUGCCCAUCAAUGACACACAAAUCUUGUCUACAGUUGACAAUCAACACGACGAUUAUGAAUCUUAUAAUGAACACAAAAUAUUAUGUGUGUUCUGUCCGCGACAGUUCACUCUUAUGGAUAAUUUGCGAAGACAUAUGAGAGUCCAUUUAGGAGAGCGUCCAUUCAAGUGUACUCUCUGUACCAAAAGAUUUUCACUCAAAAAUAGUCUUCUUCGACACCAUAGAAGCAAUCAUCCGGAGAGUGAGUUAUUGUUAAAGACUAAAACUAAGUCAAAGCAAUCAAAUAAUCCAUCCGUUUCUUCGAUAUCUAUGCUUCAAGAGAAUGAUACUCAUAGUUUGGCUAAAGGAUUAAAAUCUAAAGCGAAUUGCAAUUCUUUAUUGUAUUUGUAUCCAAAAGAAAGUGUUCAACAAAUGGAUAACAGAUUCGCACAAAAUAGUAAUGAAAUGGAAGACAAUAAUGAAGAUGGAAGUGAUCUCAUUCAAAAUCUUUUGGGUCUUCAGGACUCCAAGAUUUUAGAUGACUUACUUGAUUCCGGUGCUGACUCUGCGGCCCGUAUUUUAGGCGUUAAAGAUUUAGCCUAAUGUGUAAAUUGUUUGAUCGAAAUAUUUUAUAUAACUAAAUGAAUAUAACUGUAAUACAAUUUGAAACUGAAUUAUUUAAGCAAAUUAUUGUAUAUAAAUACCAUUUAAAUUAUAUUGUCGUUUCAUCAUAAAUAGCACAUGAAUUCAAUGAUAUAUUAAUUAUGAAACAUAAUACUAUGUAAUAAUGUAAUUAUAACUAUAUUAUAUCACUAACUAUGCACUCAGUAAUUUCAAUCAUAAAGUGAAACAACAUUUAAGCAAACUAUUU
This is a messenger RNA of Oppia nitens, 5777 nucleotides long. RefSeq names its product ras-responsive element-binding protein 1-like (gene peb). The coding region runs from base 398 to 5509 and encodes 1703 amino acids. Lineage: Eukaryota; Metazoa; Arthropoda; Arachnida; Sarcoptiformes; Oppiidae. Gene Ontology annotation, biological process: regulation of transcription by RNA polymerase II. The transcript is spliced from 5 exons. Gene Ontology annotation, cellular component: nucleus. Gene Ontology annotation, molecular function: DNA-binding transcription activator activity, RNA polymerase II-specific; RNA polymerase II cis-regulatory region sequence-specific DNA binding. The record is from RefSeq and is a predicted model, not a curated record.